This is a messenger RNA of Amoebophrya sp. A120, 4233 nucleotides long. The record is from the annotation of a GenBank genome assembly. Lineage: Eukaryota; Dinophyceae; Syndiniales; Amoebophryaceae.
AUAACUUCUUAAUUUCCUCUUUGCAUAUUGGCCAUCGCCAUAGGCAAGAGAGCAGAACUUUGGCACAGGGUAACUGCUGAUGAUGGCCACUAAAUGUGCUCCUUUUACAGGAAUCACAGACAACGCCAGCGACCACCUCUAGACUUCUAGCCCUGGAUUCACUGUAAAUUACCACCGUGUUUUUAAUAUGUGGUACACCUUUAUGAGUGCAUGCUUUUCAUGCGCGGCCGCUGUAUGGUGCGAUGGAUGGAGCAUGAGCUUGAAGUUUUCUUCAUCUAGUAGUUUGUUUUCGAGGGGUUGCCAGCACUCAAGUUUCAUCUGGGCAACCCUCGCUGCUGCACCACUCCAGCACAGUUUUUGAUACGUUUCGUACUUGCUUCGACAACGCAGUGGGGUUCUACUUGGAAAUCAAGGAAAAAAAUCCGCCAACAUGUUUGAUCGCCGGCUAAUGGGCAAGGCGGCGGAGUGGCCGGUGGCCAUUUGCCUGCUUCUGCUGUUGCUGCCGGAGGUUUGUCGCGAAGCUGUCCACCGAUGGCGACUGCAUCUGGGAGGCUCGUUUCUUCGCGACUCAAGUAGCCCGACUUCCGCACAAGAAGACAUGACUGGUGAUGACGAGGAACAUCUGGACGCGGACGAAGAAGGGUCUCUGUUUGAAGACGAAAUGCUCCUACAGCAGGACGAGGAGGACAUUCUCAGAAGUAGCGGACGAAAUGUAAUGAACGUCGAAGGUGGCGAGGACUGUGUCCUCGAGGAUGAAGAGCAACAUGAUCAUGGAGAAACUGCUUCGACUACAUCGAGGAAUUCUACUGCCUACAGCGAAGCGGACCCAGAACCAGCAUCUUCAAGUGAUAGCACGAACCAUCGCUCUGGCGCGAAAGUGAGAACAGAAAAUGUAAAUGAGACCACAGAUGACGGCGUUAUUAAGCGAUUCAAUAACGACCGGUCUUCUUCCUCCUCCUCUGGUGUGACCCAACGAUGCACAGGCACGAAGAGCAGAACAGUGAGGCCGCAGACGCACUCAAGCUCGUCCUCGUCAAGCUCCUCCGCUGGGUUUCGUGCGGUCGGGCGUGCCGACAAGAGCGGCGGACCGGACCCAGACCUACCGCUAUACACGACUGCGUCAUCAGAGGACGCCGCAGCCUCUUGGAGCGAUUACACUGCGAGCACCGUGGCGUCAGCAAAUCGUAGAGCGAUGACCUCAUCCGGGAAAAAUUCGAAGAACAACAGUACGGCAGCAGACAACUACUACACAUCAUCCGCAGGAGCACGACAAGGCGGGAGGACACUGAACAGAAUGUCCGCGGACCAGCGCGAAGAUCUGAAACAGAGAAGGCUCAGGAAGAAGCGGGCAGCAAAAGCCGGAUCUGACGGAAACAAAAUAAUACGCAACACGAACAACAACACAACCAAAGCGGUGGAAAUCGAUCUGGGGCCGCACUUUCCGGACGUGAUAUCUCUAGUGGAUCCGGAAUAUGCAUUGCAAAUAUGUCUUUGUCUGGGUCUGGUACGAUUGCUGGGAAAGGUGCAAACUUCUGAUGUUAAAGAUGAUGGAAAAGCAAAAAUUCUUUUUUGCGCAAUAGUUUUGUUGUUCUUUCUCGACCAAGACACAUUUGCAUUUGAUACGGAGACUGGAGGGCAGUUCAGCGUUGACAUGACGCGACCGGAACCUCUGGCGGGAGGCGGACUGCUGCCGGGUGCGUACGCCUCCUCAUCAAGCAAUGAGGGCCAGGAGACGUACGAUGUGCACGUGAAGCUUUACCAGGAUGCGAAUUGCUUCGAGCAGACAGGAUCAAGGUAUUGAUGUAUUUUGUUAAUUUGAUUGGAUCAGGAUCAUGUUCAUAAGGGCAUCCCGACGACCUUUCCACUUAUUUGCCGCUGUUUGCUGCGUUUGCGUUAUAUUAUGUAGUCGUGGUCCACCUCCACUCGCAUGCCAUGCCUGUGUGUGGCCGACAUUCAAACACAAAAGGAGACUCGAAAGCGAACAUGAAUUACAGGACCUUCGCCGCCUCGACUUCCGACGUCCGCACAACCACGUUUACGCAAACCGAUGUGAAGGUCGCCGCAUCUGGCAUCGUAUGCUACGCAAACACGUAAGCCAACUUAAGUCACUCCACCUCGUAAUUGUUUUGUGUCGGAUCUUCACCUACCCAGCAUCAGAAAGUUGAAAGUACGGCUUUGGCUAGUACUUUGGCUUGCAUCUGUUUCCACGAGGACAGCAUUGCCAUUGGUUUUAGUACGAGCAACAUCCAUGUACAUCGCUCUUCUUGUUCCUCUAUCCAUUCAUUGUCUCAGAAGAAGAUCGAGUAGAUGAUGCGAAGAGGCCCCGGAAAGCAAAGGUAAUUAUUUAUGCCCAUCUAAGACUAAGUACGUCAAUUUCUAUACAGCUUUCCGCCCAACCCGACGGACGCGGUUGCCUUUGAUUUUGCUAUUGUCCGCUUCCACAAUGGAGUAAACCCCGACGACCAAAAUGAAAAGUACAAGAAGACCGUAAACCUCCGUCAGUACACGGAUCACUGCCGGACCCGAGCCGGAGCAGGUCCGUAGUUUUGCGUAGUUGAAGAUAAACCUCCGCUAAAUGCAAAUUCAAUCUUUAUGAUAAGCACCAAAAAAUAAAAAAUCUUAAUCCGAGUUCGUGUAUCGAGAUGGAUAUUUUCUAUGGAUUUCUGCAGAGCAGCUAAAGGUAGGACUAGGAGCAUCGCUCCCGUAAGUGUAUCCCUCCGGAUGGCUUAUCAUAUAUUCUUGCUCUCUCUGCGUCCAAAUAGGUUUCGCACCAAUCCAAGCAUUUGCGGACGAGUCGGAGUGCGCCGACUUUCUGGGCCCCUUCUAUGCGGUCUAUAGCCUGCUGCCGCGGCGUGCCGGCGGGUGUUCGGAAGGAGGUACAGAUGGUUUGGAUGGAGGGCAAAAUGUUGUAUAUGGAUUUACGUUCUUUUCCAUUCCCUUUCAUUGAAAUGAGCACGAGGCCGUCACGAUCAGGAUGAUGUUUAUUAUGAGAAGUUUCUUGUGAUUCCCGUCCUGUCUACUCAUCAAGUAGAAGACAAACCUGCGCAACAUUUUGCAAUACAGAGGCGUGCUCGACGCUAAAGAUGGCACGGCAGCUGUUUUAUCCGACGUCAACCUGCGCGGGUAACCCAACGGUGACAUACAAGUACCCCAUUCAGAAAGAAUGCCUGCGAUACUCGAACGGUACUUGUUGUGAAAAUUUUGGUUGAUUCACGGCAAUUGUGUAUUACCGAUAAGAAAAGAGGCAUAAGAAUGUGCAUUGAUUCCGCUAAGUCCUUCUUGUGAUCUGGAAACAUUCAUUUUAGUCCGUUUGCAGAUCCUCAUACAUUCUCAUCGCCUUCUCGCUGCUGAAGAUACAUGCAUCUCCAAAUCGGCUAUUCUUGCAAACGGCCACUUUGCUUCCUUUUUCGUUCACAGGCACCCAGAACUUCAGCAGUGACGCUGGGUACGUGAAUAUCACGGAAAGAGAUUACGAGGGCAGCUCUUCGGUCGAAGGCUGCCAAGGCCCGACCAGAACGUACGAUUUGGUUUUUGUUUUUCACUGACCGUGCAGUAACAAAUAAUUCUCUUGGCCCCUCGACGUGGAGGUUCCGUUCCUUCCGUAUGCAAAAAUGUUGUGUCCACUGCUACAUAUCUAAUACAGUCUCUGACUUUAUUGCUUUGAACAAAUCUGACGGAGGUACCAGAUGGAGAUGAAUAAGUGCUACAGCUUAUACGGAAAUCGCGGCUUUCGAUGGGAAACGGACGGCAACUAUCUCGCCAGCUCUGCCCAAUUCGGGGCUGCCCCGGCACUGCAGACCACGUUCUUUCUCCUUUUGCUGGGUCUCUGGACUUCGGCAAUGCAGCGGCGGGGAUACAAGUACUAAAGUCGCACUGUGUGCUGUACUUGAGAUGGUGCCGUUCCUGCACCAGUGCAGCGGCUCUCGAUGGUGAUAGUAAAGUAUUUCGAAACGAAAAUGAUGCAGGAUUAUAGGAGAGGCUCCUCCUUCUUUUGGGAAACGAGCCACUUCUUGUCCCACGCGACUCAAUCCUUGGUCGUGUGCCUGCAAAUGCAUGCAUGCUGUUUCAACCUCUGUUGCAGAAAGAUAGAUUUGUUCCUUGUAGAUUGAGAAUUUUUACCUCUUUGAGCUUGAAAGGAUCUUGCUGCUUGUUCUUUGUGAAAAUUGAACCAAUUGACGGGCGAUCUUUCUCUGCUUGCAGAGAGGAAAAUUAUGAAAUAUACUGAUUGUUGAU